Molecule: messenger RNA, 1440 nt
Organism: Gordionus sp. m RMFG-2023
Lineage: Eukaryota; Metazoa; Nematomorpha; Gordioida; Chordodea; Parachordodidae
Exons: 6
Coding region: 210-1283 (357 amino acids)
Cellular component (GO): membrane
Source: RefSeq, a predicted model, not a curated record
AAGUAAAAAUAAAAAUAAAUUUUAAAGAAAAAAUUGUCGAAAAAUUAUUUUAAUUUUCGAAAAAUAAAAAAACUUAAAAAAUAAAAAUAUAUAAAAGAAAGAAAGGAGAAACGAGAAAAAUUCGCCACUGAUAAAAGGAUAAGGAAUCCCUGCAACUUUUUAUCGGGAAUAUUUAAAAAAAAAAACGAGUCGAAUAUUAAAAUACAAACAUGUCCAUCAAAUCGGCGAUUCUGCUAUCGCUAGGCUCCUUGCUCCUGCUCACGGCGGUGACCUGUAUAGUUGUCGGAUUCGCCACGGAUUUCUGGCUCAAAUACGAUGUCCACCACAACAACAUAAUCAGUGACCUGAGGAGGCAACAUCCGGGAAUCCGCGGUCUCGACUCGGUUAACCGCACCAAAUUGUUAGUAGACCGGACGAGAGGGUUAUUCCAUUGGUGUUAUCCCGACAAAAGACCUUUUGACGUUUCUCUGGUCCGAAAAUACGUGGAUAGCUAUUGCGAGAAAAUUUCUUAUCGAAUUUUCAACUCCUUUUCCGAAGCCCAAAAAAGAAGAAUUCAUUUGAUGCGGACACAAAUAGCCUUUUUCAUUAUAGCGUUCUUAUUCUUUUUAUUGGCGUUCAUAGUGGGAAUAGUUGGCUGUUGGAAACGUAACGCGUUGCAAAUAUUGGCUACUGGAUUAUUGAUUCUUUUUGCGACUCUCUUUGCCGCUGCCGCAACAGCAAUCUUUCAUGGAAUCAAACAUAUAGAGAGUAACGUGUUAAGAGAUGUACCAGAGAGUUUGACCACUUUUAAUGUUCCAGAAGUUAUACGUAGUAACACGAAAAUGAGAUUUUGGUGGUCUUACAUGCUGUGUUGGAUAGGGGUAGGUUUGGCCCUUCUCUCCGCCCUUAUUUUCUUCCUGACUUCUUGCUUUCUUCACCGAGAUCAAAAGACAAAUCGAAGAUACAUGCACAACUACAACACGAACAAAGUGGUAGCAGGGGGAUCGAUUAUAGCGGGCUCCGUUGGGCCUAAAGAUCGUUACUUGGUGCCCGUUUAUUACGAUAACACUAACGCGGCGCCACCGCCUCCUGGGAUGAGGCAAGGGGGCUACGAUUCGGGCCGAGGGGGAAACACGGUUUAUUACGAUAACGGUUAUUAUAGGUCCCCACCUUCGGCCCAAGGUGGCGGUGGACCGGGCGGAGAAUAUUACCGAGCCGGCGAUCGCGUAGUAGGCGGAGGAAACCCGAACAUUUCUCAGGGUAAUAGCAAUACUGCCGGGUACGGAUACGGUUAUUACAAAUAAAAAAAUCGAUUUUGAAAAGGAACGCCAAGUUAAGAGCUUGAAAAAAAAGAGAACAAUUUUCCCUAAAAAAAAUAGGAAUAUAUAUUUAUUUGUUUAUUUUUAAUAAAUCGAAGAAUAUUGAAAAGAUGGAAAAUUUACUUAUUAAUUUUGAUUUUUU